Messenger RNA from Brassica rapa (field mustard), 1243 nucleotides. Its product is annotated as 50S ribosomal protein L3-2, mitochondrial. Gene Ontology annotation, cellular component: mitochondrial large ribosomal subunit; ribosome. Lineage: Eukaryota; Viridiplantae; Streptophyta; Magnoliopsida; Brassicales; Brassicaceae. Gene Ontology annotation, biological process: translation. The record is from RefSeq and is a predicted model, not a curated record. Gene Ontology annotation, molecular function: structural constituent of ribosome.
UUCCAGACCGUCUGUUUGUUAUAGAGGGUUUGCUAAACAUUCUAAAACCCUACGCAAAAGCAUCCUCCUCCGAGUUCCCGUUUCUUCCUCCACUGAAGCUCGCUUCGCUUCGAUUCGAAACCAUGGCGGCGGUACCGCGAGGCCUCAUCUCUCGCUUCACUCAGCUUCUAUCAAUCCGGUCCACCACUCCUUCACCCUCACAACCUAGCUUCUAUCUCCUCCGACGAUUCAGCUCCGAUGCUGAGUCGCCUGGAUCCGAAGCUCCGACUCGGAUAAUACCCGGAGAGAUGUCUCCGGGAUCGAAAAGAACAGGGAUGAUCGCCGUCAAGUGCGGGAUGACUGCGCUCUGGGACAAAUGGGGAGCUAGGGUUCCGGUAUCGAUCCUCUGGGUGGACGACAACAUCGUCUCUCAGGUCAAGACCGUUGAGAAAGAAGGGAUCUUUGCGCUACAGAUUGGGUGUGGGCAUAAGAAGCCGAAGCAUUUGACGAUGCCUGAGCUGGGUCAUUUCAGAGCUCAAGGUGUGCCGUUGAAGAGGAAGUUGAGGGAGUUCCCUGUGACGGAAGACGCGCUUCUUCCCGUUGGCACUGAGCUCGGUGUGCGUCAUUUUGUGCCGGGGCAGUAUGUUGAUGUCACUGGGAUCACUCGUGGGAAAGGCUUUCAGGGAGUCAUGAAAAGAUGGAAGUUCAAAGGAGGGCCGGCGUCACAUGGUUGUUCAAAGGCGCAUCGAAAAGGUGGUUCCACUGGCCAAAGAGAUGAUCCCGGAAAGGUGUUCAAGGGAAGAAAAAUGCCUGGGCACAUGGGUGCGGCCCAGAGGACAGUAAAGAACGUUUGGGUUUACAAGAUUGAUCCUGCCAGGAACCUCAUCUGGGUGAGAGGACAAGUUCCUGGCGCAGAAGGGAACUUUGUGUUUAUUAACGAUGCGUGCUACAAGAAGCCAGACAUCUCAAAGCUUCCAUUCCCUACCUACUUAGCACCUGAAGAAGACGAGGAUCCAUCAGAAUUAGAACCCUUGGUGGCAGAUCUAGGAGAAGUCGACCCAUUUAUGUUGGCAGAGUGAUGUCCUUUUCGUUUUUUUUUUUUUUUUAACGUUUGUGCAAGACAAGAAGCUGAGGACGUGGAGAGUCAGUCACAGAGCUAAAGCUGGGAAAAAUUGUUCUCUUUUUCUUAUUUAGUUGUUUGGAUAUAUGAAACUGAAAACAUGAACAGAGUUUGCAAUAAGCAAUGAAGAUCUCAUCUUUUGUU